UUACGUCAACAGGGUCCUUUCUUCAUUUUGUCGCAGCUUCAAACAAUAUUGGCAACUUACAACCAAAUAUGGAAAUAUGAACAGUAGAUCGUUCAUUAACAACCACAUGCAUUGGUUCUAACUGGGAAAUAAACGUGUUUCAACAGUGCACGAAAUAAGAGAGAUAUGGGUGAACCCAGCACUAUAGAGGUGACGGUCAAGACUUUGGACUCUCAGAGCAGAAGUUAUACAGUCAGAGGUGAUCUGACAGUUAAACAGUUUAAAGAGCACAUCUCUAGUUCGGUGGGGAUUCCUGUGGAUAAACAGAGGCUGAUUUACCAGGGUAGAGUACUCCAGGAUGAGAAGACACUGACAGAGUAUAAUGUGGAUGGGAAAGUCAUACACCUGGUGGAGCGGGCCCCUCCCCAGACCACACACACAGGGGCAGGAGCCGGGGGCGUGUCUGGGUCCGGAGUAGGUGCGGAGGGUACCAUGCCCUCCCACUCAUCAUCCUCCACCUCCCAGGGAACGUCUCACAUGCCCGCGCACGACCGCAAUGGCAACAGCUACGUCAUGCUCGGCACCUUCAACCUUCCCAUGAACAUCAUGGACCCUCAGCAGAUUCAGAUGUCAGUGCAGCAGAUGAUGUCAGGUUUGGGAGAGAGUGGGAGGAGUGCAAGAGUCAGCACCAGCACUGGGAGCAACGGCUCUGUGGAUGUGCACAUUGACGUGGACCAAUCGGUGCAGAGCGAGCCCAGGCUGAGACUGAUACUGGCUGAGAACUUGCUGAGGGACACGAAUGCAGUCAUCCGUCAACUGGAGGGUCAGUCCAGCGGUUCAUCACAGCCAGAUUCUGCUGCCCCAUCCUCCUCUUCCUCAUCCACCCCUUCACCCUCAGCUCAGCCUAUGGACACCUCCCCACCUGCACCUCCACCUCCUCCACCUUCCUCCUCCUCCUCUUCCACCCAAACCGAGGGGCCACCUCUCUCUGGACCCAAUCACCCCUGCCCAGCAGACCUGGUAGAGGUCCUGUCAGAGCUGAGGAGAGUGGAGGAGAGACUGCAGCCCUUUGUGCAGAGGACACACUCUAUUCUGGGCUCUGCCACCAGCGCAGACUACAACAAUAACACCCAGGAGAGAGAGGAGGACCAGCGCAUUUUGGAUCUGGUGGGGGAAGCCCUCCGUCCACUGGGCAAUGCUCUAGUCGCUCUGAGCGAUCUGCGCUGCAACCUGCUGGCCCCCCCUCCCCGUCAUCUCCACGUGGUUCGACCCAUGUCCCACUACACCGCUCCCCUCGGGCUGCCAGGUGGACUACACCACUUCCCCAUACCGAUAAACCUGGGGUCCACUGUGACCAUGACUGCCAAUGGCAGACAGACUGCACAGGACCAGUCGCAAUCCACUCAGUCAGCUGACCAAUCAGAGCAACAAGGGCAGGAACAGGUCCCACCUCCACAACCUGCCUCAGCAAAUCAGCAGCCUGGACAAGGGCACACAGGGCCGCGCAUGAUCAGGAUCAGCCACCAGACCAUGGAGCCGGUGGUGAUGAUGCAGAUGAACCUGGAUGACUCUGGCAGUGGAUCUCAGACAUCAGGACCGCAAACCACUGCAGCUCCUGGACAGACUGGGUCUGCUCCUGUUCAUAUCCCAGGCCUGCCCCCGGAGUUCAUGCAGGCCAUCAUGCAGCAGAUCACUCAGCAGGCCGUUGCCAUGGCAACUGCGGCCUCUGCCGGGCAACAGGGGCAGCAGGCAGCUACCGACCCCAGCGUGAGCGCCAACUCCACCACCAGCACCACCAGCACCACCAGCCUUCCUCACCCUCCUCACCCUCCUCACGCUCCCCACCCUCCCCAGGCCCGGGUGGUCUUCACCCGGCCCCCAUUCGCACCCCGGGUCCCCCACCCAAAUCUUGGGACCAGGGGGGCCACCAUUAAUCUGAGGGCAGUGCCCCCUACUGUUGGGCAGCAGCCAGGACAGGUGAUCAACGCUCUUGUGGGACAGCUAUUGAUGCCAGUCCACAUGGCGGACCACUCCUCCACUUCCUCUUCAACCCAUUCCUUCUCUUUUUCAUCUUCCUCCUCCUCUUCCUCUUCCUCCACCACCUCCACCUCCACCUCUCAACCGACCUCAUCCAACACUUCCGGCCAAACGUCCACCAGCACUACCAGCACAGCCUCCACUGGCCAGCCCUCCAGCGCCCCCUCCCCACCACAGGAGGGGAUGGCAGGAGCCAAUCUGGCUCAGCUCCUGGGCUCUCUGCUGGCUGGCGGGACAGGAGGCCAGGUACCAGGCUCAGGAGCUCCAGCUUCCAUUACAGUGACCAUGCCUGGUGUGCCUGUCUUCAUUCAGGGAGUGACAGACUUCCUCCAGGCCACCGGCCAGCCGGCCUUCUCUCCAUCUCCCACUGGGCAACAGCCCCCCUCAGCCUCCACCACCCCCACACCUCCUCCAACAACCACACCCACCCCUACGCCCACCUCCACCCCCAACUCAGCCUCUGGCGUGGGCAUAGGGGGCCCGGGGGGCCCAGGAGACACCCUCAGCCCAGAGCUCUUCACUGGCAUUGUCCAAGGGGUGCUGUCCACCAUGAUGGGCUCUCUGGGGGGGCCCCAGAAUAACACUGAGAGUAUCGCCCAGUUUAUCCAGAGGCUGUCGCAGACAAACAACAUAUUCACUCCUGGCACUGGUGAUGCCAUAGGGUUUUUUGGAGAUCUGCUUGCCUUGGUGUGUCAGAACUUCUCCAUGCUGGACCUGGUGCUGCUGCUUCAUGGUCAGCACCAGCCUCUGAGCCGCAUUCAGCCCCAGCUGACACAGUUCUUCACCGAGCACUAUCUACACGGGAGAGAGCCCACCGAUGCCAACAUCGCUGCAGGAGCUGAUGAACUGAUCAACGGGCUGGAAGAAUACAUUACGGAGAGCUUUUCCACUGUUACAGUCUUGGAAGGUGUAGACAUCACAAGGACGAACAUGUCCUUCUUCAGACAGCAGCUUACACGCAUUGCAACACACAUUCUACGCUGCACAGAUCACUCCUUUGGCCCUCGCUUGCUACACAUGUGCAAUCAGGCGCUGUUUGAAUGUCUGGCCCUUAAUCUUUACUGCCUGGGAGGGGAGCAGACUGCUCUCACAGCUGUCAUCAACCAUCGCAUUAGGAGGAUGUCGGCAGAGGUGAACCCCAGCCUGGUGAACUGGCUGACCAGCAUGAUGUCAAUGAGACUGCAGGUCAUCCUGGAGCACAUCCCAGUUACAGAAGACCAGAUCCUGCAUUAUGUGGUUCGCACACAGGGAGAAGCCGCAGACAUGGAGCAGUCCGGUGAGUCUGAGAGCCAAAACAUGGAGACGGACAGAUCUCUCUCUCCUGCCCCUGCCACCACGGCGGAGGAGGCCAUGGUGUCAUCACAGGAAGUGGGGGCCACGGGGUUGUUGCCUGGAGACCCAGGAGCUGUGGGCGGGGCUUCGCUACGAGAGCCCAGAGGAGGCGGGGCCAUGGCCGCAGCAGGCAGGAGGGAGGAGUCUGGCGGAGAGGCGGAGCCCUGGGCCGCAGCUGUUCCUCCUGAGUGGGUUCCCAUUAUCAGAAAUGACCUGAUUUCCCAGAGGAAGAUUAAAGCUCAGCCCCCUCUGUCUGAUGCUUACUUGCAUGGGAUGCCAGCCAAACGCAGGAAGACAGUACAGGGCGAAGGGCCCCACCUCUCUCUGUCUGAGGCUGUGAGCCGGGCAGCAAAGUCCGCUGGAGUCAGGCCUGUCACUGCCCCAGGAAGCCUGCAGGAGGAGCUAGAGAGCACUGAGCUGCAGGAGGCUUAUGCAGAACAGGUGAAGAGUGAUAUUAAGAACCGUGUGAGGGAGGAUCCGGACUUUGACACAGAGCGAUUCCCGAACACACAGAGGGCCUUUUCCUUGGACUCUUAAACCCUUUAUCCCACAAGGAACCCACAACUACUUUCUUUCUGGCCUUCUACCAUCCAGAUCCCAUUUUACAACCACCUCUGAGAAAGCCCACCAUUUUUGUAAAACCAAUCCAUUGCUUACAGGGCAGACCUGCCGUUCAUCAGCUUGACUUAUGAGGAAUGCUACUGUCCAUAGCAGUCUUUCCACUGGACUUAAGAACACACCAAAGACAGCCACUCAUGUAUCAGACCAAACUGUCAAUGCUCCCAACGAACAUUUCCAGAAAGCUUUUUUCAGUUUCUCUUUGUAAGACCACAGAUGCACUGAUUUGGAGAGGUGCAGGCAAGGCAUCGAAAGCCUUCUACCUUCUGGCUUUUGGCUAAAUGAGCUUCUGCCUCUGUGUUUCCCAUAAGCCCUGUUAUGACCGUGUGUAAGACGUACUUUAUGGCUGCCCCAUCAUUUCGUCUCUAUAACACACUCUAUUAUUUUGUCAUUUGAUGUACAUGAAACCGCAAACUGCAAAAGAGUAAAGUAAUUGUAGUUAUAAUAAAAUGUCUGCUGCUGCGGUGAUUUCUUAUUUUAAUGGUGUGUCUGGUUGAAUAAAAUCUUCUCGCUGCAUCUUAAA
Conger conger (European conger) is the source of this 4489-nucleotide messenger RNA. RefSeq names its product BCL2 associated athanogene 6 (gene bag6). The coding region runs from base 166 to 3885 and encodes 1239 amino acids. Gene Ontology annotation, molecular function: misfolded protein binding; polyubiquitin modification-dependent protein binding. NCBI's taxonomy places the organism in Eukaryota, Metazoa, Chordata, Actinopteri, Anguilliformes, Congridae. The record is from RefSeq and is a predicted model, not a curated record. The transcript is spliced from 25 exons. Gene Ontology annotation, cellular component: BAT3 complex.